Pyricularia grisea is the source of this 550-nucleotide messenger RNA. RefSeq lists its product as uncharacterized. The record is from RefSeq and is a predicted model, not a curated record. NCBI's taxonomy places the organism in Eukaryota, Fungi, Ascomycota, Sordariomycetes, Magnaporthales, Pyriculariaceae. The transcript is spliced from 3 exons. Bases 113 to 550 code for a protein of 145 amino acids.
CGUACCGGGCUCUCCAAGGGGUUCGAGUCUCGUUUCUUUCCAUGCGUUUACCCUCUCUAGACGAUUCCCUCACCAAUGGGAUUCGAUAGGCGUUGACUUAAAAGGCGCAUCAAUGGCCCAAUAUGCUCUUGGCGGGAGCCCGCCCUCGCUUGCGAUGGACCAGCUCAUCAUCAGCAUUGACUCGGAGCGCCUCUCAAUCCCACCUGACCGUCACGGACCGCCAUGGAUCGGCAGCGUCGGCUCGUUCCUCAUGAGGCAAUUCCUCCACCGACCUGCGCAUCGGCUGCCACGGCUCUAUGCUAGGGCUCAUGCGCCAGGCCGUCCACGGCGCAGACGCCGCGAGGUCAUUCCCUUGGCGACCCUGUUGACCAAGACGAUGAUCGCUCAACACCUGGGACACUCUGAGUACUGGGCCGAGGGCGUCAGGAUCGUCAGUCAUCAUGUGCCCUGGCGGCUCAACGGGGCAGAAGAUGACAUUGAGCUGCUGUCCCAGGUGCUUCUGCUCUGGCUCAAGGCGUCAACGGCACCACUCGGCAUGGUCAAAAAGUAA